Molecule: messenger RNA, 1445 nt
Organism: Arabidopsis thaliana (thale cress)
Lineage: Eukaryota; Viridiplantae; Streptophyta; Magnoliopsida; Brassicales; Brassicaceae
Product: Cysteine proteinases superfamily protein
Exons: 4
Coding region: 246-1376 (376 amino acids)
Biological process (GO): proteolysis
Molecular function (GO): cysteine-type peptidase activity
Source: RefSeq, marked reviewed
ACAAAUAAAAAAACUAAAAAACGUAAAUAAUGAUUGUCAUUAUUCAUUAUUAGGCCAACUUGUCAUAAUAGUUAGUGCCCAUACGAAAAAUACAUCUAUCCAACUAACCCUCUCCUCCUCCAUUUCUACUUUGUUUUUUGUUUUCCCACUUCUCUCAAGCCUCGACGACCAAAAUUUUUCUUUCUACAAAUACUUUGACUUAAGAGUUGCAGAAAUAUCAAGUUAAAAAAAAAACAGAAGGAGAAAUGGCAAUAAGUUUUAGAACUCUAGCUCUUUUGACCCUCUCGGUGUUACUAAUUUCCAUAUCUCUCGGCGUCGUCACAGCAACAGAGUCGCAGAGGAAUGAAGGGGAGGUGCUUACAAUGUACGAGCAAUGGCUUGUAGAGAAUGGGAAGAACUAUAACGGUCUUGGAGAGAAGGAGAGACGGUUCAAGAUCUUCAAAGACAACUUGAAGCGCAUCGAAGAACACAAUUCAGAUCCAAACCGGAGUUAUGAACGCGGGUUGAACAAGUUUUCGGAUCUAACGGCUGAUGAGUUUCAAGCUAGUUACUUAGGUGGGAAGAUGGAAAAGAAAAGCCUAUCAGAUGUAGCGGAGAGGUAUCAGUACAAAGAAGGAGAUGUUUUACCUGAUGAAGUUGAUUGGAGGGAGAGAGGAGCAGUUGUUCCAAGAGUCAAAAGACAAGGAGAGUGUGGAAGUUGUUGGGCGUUUGCCGCGACUGGAGCGGUGGAAGGUAUAAACCAGAUCACAACCGGAGAAUUAGUAUCUUUAUCGGAACAAGAACUCAUUGACUGCGAUAGAGGGAACGACAACUUUGGAUGUGCUGGUGGUGGAGCAGUAUGGGCCUUUGAGUUCAUUAAGGAGAACGGUGGUAUUGUAUCCGAUGAAGUUUAUGGUUAUACCGGUGAAGAUACUGCCGCAUGCAAGGCCAUUGAGAUGAAAACCACUCGGGUUGUUACCAUUAAUGGUCAUGAGGUUGUUCCUGUAAACGAUGAGAUGUCUUUGAAGAAAGCUGUUGCUUAUCAACCUAUUAGUGUUAUGAUAUCAGCUGCAAACAUGAGCGACUACAAAUCUGGUGUGUAUAAAGGAGCAUGUAGUAAUUUGUGGGGAGAUCACAAUGUGCUAAUUGUGGGGUAUGGAACAUCAUCAGAUGAAGGAGACUACUGGCUUAUUCGUAAUUCUUGGGGACCAGAGUGGGGAGAAGGCGGGUACCUUAGGCUUCAACGUAACUUCCAUGAACCAACCGGGAAAUGUGCAGUCGCUGUAGCUCCUGUAUACCCAAUCAAGUCGAACUCUUCAUCUCAUUUGUUGUCUCCAAGUGUGUUUAAAUUGGUUGUUUUAUUUGUUUUUCAGUUGAUUAGUUUGGCCUUGCUUUGAAAUAUACUUUUAUCGGUGUUCAAGUUCGUUGGUUUUUGGUUUAAUAAAGGAAACAAGAUUCGUCGCAAA